GUUAGGGAGCAGAGUGGAAAUCUGACUCUUGCCCGGCGCGCCUGAGAUUAGAACCGCUUCCUACUUGUUGAUUAUGUACGGUUCAGGUGAGUGUGUACCGUAGGAGAGACUAGUCUUCGUUCUGGCUUUCAGUCAACGGCACGUUUUCGUCAGCGGUUAGUCAGUGAGUGGAAAAAUACAAAACGCACACCGGACGAAAUGCAUUUAGAUAUUAAAUAUUGGCUGAAUUCGUUAAAUCUGCUGCAGUACCAGCAUCUUUUCGAAGGCUUCCAUGGCGUACAGGACAUCCUCCAUCUGGACGAAUCGGCCAUCAUGAAUCAGAUUGGAAUCAAGAACAGCGCUCACCGGGCCAAAAUCGUCUCCAGCCUUGUGUUGCUCAGAGCAAAACAUAAUCUUCGACUCCGAAAACAAGAGAACCAACCCAGAAUUUCGCCGGCUUUUUCUACUUCCUCCGUCGAUGACGCCAGCAUGGUUAAAUUCAGGUCGCGUUCGGAAUUCGCGCAGUCGGCGCACAACAGGAGUCUGCUUCAGCAGCACAGUGCCAGUGUUCUCAACAUCUCACAAAUGCAAGAUUACGACAACAUUUCCAGCGCAGAAGUGUCGGAAGCUGAGAGCCUUCGCCGCCAGUUGGAAUGGGAACUCGGACUGGACGGGCGAUGUCUCGAAUCUCACGCUUGGUACCACGGGUCGAUUCCCCGGAGCCACGCGGAAAGUUUGCUGAAAAACGAUGGCGAAUUCCUCAUUCGAGAUUCUUCGACAGGUCAGCCGGGCGACCUUGUCCUCUCCACCUAUUUUGGAGGGCAUCUACACUUUAUGAUUAACAAGGUGAUCAUCCAAGCCAACACGGUCUACCAGUCGACUCAAUACAAAUUGGAAGAGGAGCCGUUCGAAACGAUUUCAGAUUUGGUGACGUGCUACGUCGGUAGUGGCAAGGCCGUGACGGCCGCCACCGGCGCCAAAAUUACAACGCCCAUCAAUCGAACGAAACCACUUUCGUUGUACUCGAGUCGCUACAGCGUUGACUCGCGAUCCUGUCAUCCAUCAUCGGCCAGCAGCGCGAGCCAAUACGGUGGCUCGACUAACCUGUACUCCGGCAGGAAUCCUCUAACACCUGCGGUGACGGGUCGAGUGCGGAUGGUUCACCCGACAGCGCGCGAGUACUCGACGCAAUCGCUGCCCCGAUCUACACAAUCUGCCUCCAAUCGAGUGAUGAUGAGGCGGGGACCCAGUGAUCCUUCACUGUCCAUCCAGCCAGGGGCGUCACCUGCAUGUCCUCCCAAACCCAGCCGGGUCCCGUCGCAGAUCUUCCCGCCAGACGUCGACAUUCCAUCGGGCGACUUGGCUGCUGCUGUUGCUCCUCCUCAGCCUCUCAACCGGAUUUCGGAGAGUGCCGGCCAAGAUGUUGAAGAUGAGAACAACAGUGAAGAAGUUGAUGUCUUGCCCCAAUUGCCCCAGCUUCCGGCUACUUUGCCACGUAGGAGAGCGGCAGCUGGGAAUUUGGCAAAGCGGCCAGUAUCCAUGACUCGAAACUCCUUCCUGGAUCGGCGGAGCUGUGAUUUCGACGCCGAAGCCGCAUUCAAUCAACCGCACCAGUUGAUUAGCGAUUCGAGCGAUCAAUCAAACGUCAAUGAUGAACAUCCAUCACCACUCGGUCGUGAAUUUCCUACAUUAUUCGACGUUGGCAACUUUCGGACUCUCUUGUUGCCGAAUUCCGAGAACAAGCCGCUGGACGUGACUUCUCUGGAGGGAUUGUCAACCGUAUUAGAAUCGCAUUCAUCCAAGUCGAUAGCCCUUCAUCUAUUACACGCCGAUCUGGAUGUCCUGGGAGGUUUACCCGAACCGGCUUUGGAUCACACUCUGUUUCACUAUCAGAGUCACUACAGCGAUCGUGGGAUCACAUCUGGUAUCGAACUCUGCGCCUUACCCAAUGGCGAUCAGCUACGCCUGGAUCUUCUGGAACGAACACACUGUCUGAGGUUAUUUGUGGCAGUAACAAUUCUCACUUGCCCAACAAUUGAAGACCGCACGGCGAUGCUUAAUCUGUGGAUUGAAGUCGCCAUCGAGAGCAAAACGGCACUGGGCAACAUGUACGGAUUCGCCGGUUUGAUGUUCGGUCUCUGUAUGCCUCAGAUUCAACGAUUGACAGCGACGUGGAAUGCCCUGCGACAGCUGCACACAUCGACGGCUUACACUUUUGAAACCCGUCUGAGGCCCAGUCACCGAGCAGAAGUCGUGCCACACGCUCCCAAUACCACCAUUCCCGAUUUGCAUUCCGCCAUCCUCCUGUGGACAGUCACCAUGGACUCUCUGAUGAACGACGACGAAGUGGCGCUGCCCCUACUCAAUUUCCACCUGUCGUCGACGGGUCCCGAUUUCGGGUUGGAUUUGUUGGCCAGCCACAUGGAAUUGAUACGAUCUUGGUCGCUCAAUCUGCCACUCUACUUGCGCAACAGCAGAAAGGCUUUGGAACAAGUCUCCACCAUCGACGAAUUUUUGACAGAUGUGUUCCGCACCGAGUUCCACCUCAAAUUCUUGUGGGGUAGUCGCGGUGUGUCGGCCGAAAGAGAGCAACGCUACGUCAAAUUUGAGCAAGUGCUCUCUGUCCUGUCGGAAAGCCGCGAACCCAGUUGAUCAUCCGCUCGUGUCCAACUCGUUCGGAAAUGAUUUCGCUAUUUUUGUUCCCACCUCUGUAUACUAUUCCUCUGCGUUGUAGUACUACUAAUUUUUUUUUUCUUUGAAGGAAAGUUAUCCGUCUGAUCUCAAAAACCAUAAUAAGGCGCCAAAUCGCCAUGAUUUUUCGAAUUGGUUUAGAUAUUUUAUGACCAAUUUGUGUUGAUAAUAGUAUACACAUUAUAUAGUUUUUGUCAUUAACUCGUGAAAAGGUGCUACGUUUUGGGUGGUCGAGAAAAUACAUGUUUCUAUUUAUA
Molecule: messenger RNA, 2927 nt
Organism: Daphnia pulex (common water flea)
Lineage: Eukaryota; Metazoa; Arthropoda; Branchiopoda; Diplostraca; Daphniidae
Product: breast cancer anti-estrogen resistance protein 3 homolog
Exons: 11
Coding region: 199-2631 (810 amino acids)
Biological process (GO): positive regulation of peptidyl-serine phosphorylation; small GTPase-mediated signal transduction
Molecular function (GO): guanyl-nucleotide exchange factor activity; protein binding
Source: RefSeq, a predicted model, not a curated record